UCCCCAUCGUUGGAUCCAUUUACAGAUUGAUCCCCAAUCGGUCAAAGCAACGACUCUUAUACUUCUCCAACGGCCGUGAUCUUUCGAUCAUUAUCACACACAAGACGAGCAAAAAAAAUCUCCAGCUAAUUGCGUGCCAAGUGCAGUAACUUCAACUACAAAAGAACCCACAGCAAACACAGGAAAAAUUGGUUUUUUCCCAUUUGGGUUCUCAGCAAUGGCUAUUUCUUCGAUUACAACGAACUGCCCUUCUCUUCUUUGCUUCUCAAACAAUUCAAAACAGUCUUUUUCUUCACCCCAAAUUUCAGUUUCUUUUCGGUUUUCACGAUCCAGUCUCAGCUGUGGGAAACCCCUUUCCGUUCGAGCCACCACCGUUCCUGCGGCGCCAGCAUCGGAGGGGCUGGCGCCGGCUAUUACGCUGACGGAUGAUGCGUUGAAGCACUUGAAUAAGAUGAGAGCAGAGCGUGACGAAGAUUUGUGCUUGAGAAUUGGGGUUAGGCAAGGUGGGUGUUCGGGCAUGUCUUAUGCAAUGGAUUUUGAGAAGAGAGCAAACGCCAGACCCGAUGAUUCCAUCAUUGAAUAUAACGGAUUCACAAUCAUCUGUGAUCCGAAAAGCCUCCUCUUCCUUUUUGGGAUGCAGUUGGACUACAGUGAUGCUCUUAUUGGUGGAGGUUUCUCUUUCAAAAACCCAAAUGCUACCCAGACAUGUGGUUGUGGUAAAUCCUUUGCGGCAGAAAUGUGAAAUUACAUGUACAAAGACAGUUGAAUAGAUAAUAAUAGUCAUUUAUUACAUGUAUUACAUACAAAGUGUAUCUGUAGUCUUUCAAGUUCCAAUGACAGAUAUUUCUGGUGCCUUUCA
Messenger RNA from Theobroma umbraticum, 859 nucleotides. It is a transcript of the gene CPISCA, whose product is annotated as chloroplast-localized ISCA-like protein. Gene Ontology annotation, cellular component: chloroplast stroma. Lineage: Eukaryota; Viridiplantae; Streptophyta; Magnoliopsida; Malvales; Malvaceae. Gene Ontology annotation, molecular function: protein-macromolecule adaptor activity; iron-sulfur cluster binding. Gene Ontology annotation, biological process: iron-sulfur cluster assembly. The record is from RefSeq and is a predicted model, not a curated record.